AUGACGCCACUCUUCCGCUCCACAUCGCGCGCCAAGUUCGCUCCAGCGCCGCGCCGCCUCUUGUCGUCCGCAGUCGAACACGCCGCUCCACCCACUCGCCGACGUCUGCGCGAGUUACCGCCGCCGCUGAAUUUGACAGAUGCUGCGGCGUUGCGCAUCAAAGAGCUGCUGGCCAACAAACCGACCGCAAUUGGCAUUCGCCUGGGCGUCAAAACACGCGGAUGCAAUGGUUUGUCGUACACGAUGAACUACGCCGACACGAAGGAGAAGAUGGAGGAGGAAGUGAGCAAGAACGGUGUUCGUGUGUUUGUCGAGCCCAAGGCACUUUUCCACGUGGUUGGCACGACCAUGGACUUUCAGACAACUCCAGUCUCGUCUGAGUUUGUGUUUGAGAACCCGAAUGCAAAGGGCAGCUGCGGCUGUGGCGAGAGCUUCAACGUGUAG
Hyaloperonospora brassicae is the source of this 444-nucleotide messenger RNA. Lineage: Eukaryota; Oomycota; Peronosporomycetes; Peronosporales; Peronosporaceae. The record is from the annotation of a GenBank genome assembly.